Messenger RNA from Besnoitia besnoiti, 384 nucleotides. RefSeq names its product putative vacuolar atp synthase subunit f. The transcript is spliced from 5 exons. The record is from RefSeq and is a predicted model, not a curated record. The coding region runs from base 1 to 384 and encodes 127 amino acids. Gene Ontology annotation, biological process: proton transmembrane transport. NCBI's taxonomy places the organism in Eukaryota, Apicomplexa, Conoidasida, Eucoccidiorida, Sarcocystidae. Gene Ontology annotation, cellular component: proton-transporting V-type ATPase, V1 domain; membrane. Gene Ontology annotation, molecular function: proton-transporting ATPase activity, rotational mechanism.
AUGGCGCCCGUACUCGGCCGCGUGCAGGGAACCGACCUGAAGGUUGCCGUUAUCGGCGAUGAGGAUACCGUCGCGGGCUUUCUCAUGGCAGGAAUCGGCAUGCGCGAUGGGCUGGGUCGCACGAACUUCUUCGUCGUCGAUUCGAAAACGAAGCGGCAAGAUGUUGAAGAGGCUUUUCGCACUUUGACGGAGCGACAGGACAUCGGCAUUGUGCUUAUCAACCAGCACGUAGCUGAUGACAUCCGGUACCUGGUCGACCUGCACAACAAGAUUAUUCCCACAAUCUUGGAGAUUCCCAGCAAAGAUAAACCUUAUGACCCCAGCAAGGAUUCCGUCAUGCAGCGCAUCAAGUUCUUCUUCGGUGGCGAGCUUCCCACGUCUUGA